AGUCAGCUGGCCUGUAGCAGAGCUGCAACUUCCCCAAGGAAGCCCUUCCUCAACUUUCACUGGAGGGCUGUCGGGAGAGCCUGGGAGAGGAACGCUGCAAGCAGAAGGGAAGUCUCCUCCUUCAUCCAAACAGCAGAGCCAUGAAACUGUAUCUUUUACUCUUCCUGGCAGCGAACGGAGGGAUCUCUAGCCAUCGGCCCUUGGAAGAGUCACCCUGUGAAAUGAUAAAGAUGAAGGCAUUUUGUCAUGGCAAAAAGCUUCACCAAAUCCCUCCAGAGCUCCAUCCAAACAUAAAUAAAAUAGAUUUGUCUGGAAAUCAGAUAAAAAAUAUCUCUGAGAAGCCACUGACAUUUUAUACCUCGCUCCAGCAUUUGGAUUUAAGAUCCAACCAAAUAAGUUUCAUUGAGCCUGGAGUCUUCACACACAUGACAAGCCUGAUGGAGGUAAAUUUAGCCAAUAACCAGUUAGAUGAGUUGGCUCAGCAUAGGACACCGGGGGUUGGACUUUUACCAGAGAUCAGAUCACUGGACUUGUCCCACAACAGACUUUACAAUGGAAUGGCUGAAUAUUUUAUACACAAAGCACCAUCACUUCAGUAUCUUUCCUUGGCAGAAAACAGCAUUACCGUGAUAUUGCGCAGGAUGUUUCAGGGGUCUCCAGCUCUUGUUGAGGUUGACCUCCACAGUAAUAUCAUCAUGGAAAUAGAAGAAGGUGCCUUUGAAACUCUGGUGCAUCUCACCAAGCUCAAUCUCUCCAUGAACUCGAUCACUUGCAUCUCAGAUUUCAACCUCAGACAACUGCAGAUACUCGACCUCAGUAGGAACAGCAUUGAGACUUUUCAUACCACAGAGUCAAAGGAAGAGUAUAACCUGAGGUGGCUGGAUCUUAGUGAGAACAAGCUACUGCGCUUCCCAGUUUUCCCCCAGGUGAACAAGCUGGCGUAUCUGAAUUUAUCUAAGAAUUUAAUGCAGCUUACUGCAGACUCUGCUCACAAUGAGAUGGACUAUAUGGAAAGGGACUGGCUAGAAGCUCCUUUUCAUCUUCUGGAUCAGAAGCAAAAUACAAACACAAGUUCUCUGUAUCUAUCCCAGCUUUUAUAUUUAGACUUAAGUUAUAAUGAGAUCAAAUCCAUCCCAAAUGAGUUCUUUGAGUCAAUGUCCUCCCUUCGGUUUCUCAAUCUCAGUAAAAAUUGUCUCCAGACAUUCACAGUAAACUAUGACAGUGCAUUGAUCUCACUAGCCAUCCUUGAUUUAAGCUUCAAUGCUUUGCAGAAUCUCUUACUAGAUGCCAGCACAUUGACUAAUUUACAGGAGCUCUACAUUCAGAACAAUCAUCUUCAAGCCCUCCAAUUUGAUAUCUUUGCAAGCCUUCCCAGCAUCAAAUUGCUUAAUCUCCAGAGUAAUAAUAUUAGCUUUUGCAGCAUGUAUUCAGGAUUAGCUAAACAAAGGCUUCCUGGAGAGGAGACUGGUUGUGUAUCAUUUGUUGACUUCCCUGCUCUUAGGUACUUAUAUCUAGCUGACAACAUGUUGAAGAAUUUACCAAUAUAUGCUUUUUACAAGACUUCAAUAAUUCUCCUGGAGCUCUCCAUGAACCAAGGACUGCAAAUAGAGGCUAAAGCACUAUCAGGACUGGAGACAUCUCUUGAGUAUUUGAAUUUACACGGCAAUGGCAUGACAGUUUUAAAUAUUGACCUGCCUCGUUUUCAUCAUCUUAAACAUUUAAACCUGUCGGAAAAUCAGCUGAGCUGGUUACCCAAAUGGGGUAGUGAUGCUUCGUUGGAAGUUCUGGAUCUACAGAAAAACAGUUUUAGUAAUCUACAAAGCAGUAACAUUUUAGCAUUAGAGAACUCUCUUAAAAACUUAUAUCUUGCUGGAAACCCACUCAGCUGCUGUGGAAAUGUCUGGCUCUCAUCUAUAAUCCAUAAUAAAAAUGUAGAGAUCCCUGGUGUAGAGCAGAUAACAUGCCAGCACUCCAAGAGCUUUGGGUACCAAGAAGAAAUUUAUAUUAGCAACGUAAGACCAGAAGUCUGUGAAAAAGAGGAUCUAAAGAAAAUCAACUUGCUUAUUAUACUAACGGUUGCAUUAGUUUUAUCAGUGAUCAUCAUUGGACUGGGUUCAUUCUGCUGCUUCCGCAGACAAAAGUUUAGCCAGCAAUUUAAAGCAUAGCACACGCAUGAACUUAACGAGAAAUAAAAUCAGGGUGCUACACUGAAAACAUAGAGAAAUGAAGGGUCCAAUUCUUGCCUGUGAUUUAACUGUGGAUUUUAGGCCAGUUUUUAAUCUGCUCUCAGUUGCACCAGCAUCGUUUCUUGGGGUUGCAGCAACAAAGUAACUGAGAAGAGAAUUUGUCAUAUUUUGCACUUGUUCCAUGCUCAUGCAGACCUGUGAAAGCUUGCUCAUCAGAAGCGGAGAAUCACAUAAACCUGUGCUCGUUUAAGGUUUGUGGAACUUAAACCAGCCAAAACUCUUUUGGGCACUACAAACUUUUCACUGAAAUGCUAAGCCAGCUUUUUGGUGCCUCUGGAUAGGGAGAAUCCCCUCCCGCCCCAUGCCAAGGCUGCAUAUCAUGGUUUAAUGGUCAUUUGUGUGACAACACUUGGGGAUCUCAUCACAGUCGACAGGCAGGAUGACUCCUCAUGCACCUUUGCAAAACUUCCCAAACCCACAUGCUUCAGCGAAACCCAUCUCUUUGAUUUGGGGUUUUGCUCUUUCAUAACAGGUUUGAGGCAGUUCAACUCUUAAAGCUAAACUCAAGGGAAGUGAACCCACACGACCCAGGACCAGGGAAAAACAAAGUCUGACCCUUCUCCCUUUGAAGUCAAUUGCAAAUCUCCCACUCAUUCCAAUGUGAACAGGAUUAGACUAGUGAUCUCAAGAACAACAACUUCACACAGAUCUGUGGAGCUCAUGACAGCUACUGAAGCUAUGCGGUUGUUUGUGAGGAUCAAACCAAGGACCUUCAGUAUCAAAACCACAGGUGUCUAAUGCUUGUGUUAAAGGAGAGCUCAAUUAGUUAGCAGCGGGCUGUUACAUUCAACAGGACUAGCUACUACUGGGAGACAUGAUUACGCAUAUGAAACUCAGUGUAUUAUGCCUAUACCACAAGAUGUGAUAGACAUUUGCACUGAGUAUCACAGUUACACAGUUCAGGUCAGAGAGGAGGAAUGUCUCCAUAGUGUGCAAUAUAUAUUUAUCUGGUUUUAAUGUGAAAAAAUUCAUUUCUUUGGCAACCACAUUAUUUAAAAAAAAAAAUCUCCCUUAGAGAAUGAAUUUCAACCAGUAAAUAUUAGACCUAAAUGUUUAUUUGUUUACAAACAGCAAUUUAACACACACUGCAUACAGUUAGCUUUCAAUGCAUGAAGUAAACAGAAAAAAGUAUAAAACAAAAUAAUUAUAGUCCAGUCCUUCUAGAUGGAAUUUUUUUUUUAACCUCAGGUGUAUAAAGGUCCAUGGAUGGCUUUGCAGAUUAACUUCAUAGGUCCUUUGCCAAGGACUCAAAAAGGCAACCAAUACCUGUUGGUGGUUGUCAAUCCUUUUUCAAAGUGGGUAAAGGCAUUUCCUCUAAAGGGAUUGAAGUGUUCUCCGACUGGUUUAUUAAUGUUAUAAUUCUUGACAUCUGAUUUGUGUCCAUUUAUUCUUUUACGUAGAGACUGUCCAGUUUGACCAAUGUACAUGGCAGAGGGGCAUUGCUGGCACAUGAUGGCAUAUAUCACAUUGGUGGAUGUGCAGGUUGUCAGGUUGUCUGACAAAUCAGAUGUCAAGAAUUAUAACAUUCAUAAACCAGUCGGAGAACACUUCAAUCUCUCUGGUCACGCAAUCACAGACAUGAAGGUCGCUAUCUUAAAACAAAAAAACUUCAAAUCCAGACUCCAGCGAGAAACUGCUGAAUUGGAAUUCAUUUGCAAAUUGGAUACUAUUAAUUUAGGCUUAAAUAGAGACUGGGAGUGGCUAAGUCAUUAUGCAAGGUAGCCUGUUUCCUCUUGUUUUUUCCUACCCCCCCCCCCAGAUGCUCUGGUUUAACUUGGAUUUAAACUUGGAGAGUGGUCAGUUUAGAUGAGCUAUUACCAGCAGGAGAGUGAGUUUGUGUGUGUAUGGGGGUGGGGGGGAUGUGAGAAAACCUGGAUCUAUGCAGGAAAUUGCCCGACUUGAUUAUGUAAAGAGUUGUCACUUUGGAUGGGCUAGCACCAGCAGGAGAGUGAAUUUGUGUGGGGGGGUGGAGGGUGAGAAAACCUGGAUUUGUGCUGGAAAUGGCCCACCUGUUGAUCACUUUAGAUAAGCUAUUACCAGCAGGACAGUGGGGUGGGAGGAGGUAUUGUUUCAUAUUCUCUGUGUAUAUAUAAAGUCUGCUGCAGUUUCCACGGUAUGCAUCCGAUGAAGUGAGCUGUAGCUCACGAAAGCUCAUGCUCAAAUAAAUUGGUUAGUCUCUAAGGUGCCACAAGUACUCCUUUUCUUUUUACUCCUUCUCAUAACACAAAAACUUGGGGUCACCAAAUGAAAUUAAUAGGCAGCAUGUUUGAAACAAACAGAAGGAAGUAUUUUUUUCACACAACACACAGUCAACCUGUGGAACUUCUUGCCAGACGAUGUUGUAAAGGCCAAGACUAUAACAGGGUUCAAAAAAGAACUAAAUAAGUUCAUGGAGGAUAGGUCCAUCAAUGGCUAUUAGCCAGGAUAGGCAAGGAUGGUGUCCCUAACCUCUGUUUGCCAGAAGCUGGGAAUGGGCAACAGGGGAUGGAUCACUUGAUGAUUACCUGUUCUGUCAUUCCCUCUGGGGCACCUGGCAGUGACCACUAUCGGAAGACAAGAUCCUGGGCUAGAUGGUCUGACCCAAUAUGGCUGUUCUUAUGUUCUUAUGACUCCAGGGCAAAAUCUCCAUAAUCAACAAGGCAGAAUUUCCUAGUCAUGUAACAUGUUUAAUACUAGUGCCUGAAUCCUAGAAGUCCAUCUUCACUUGUACCCUACAUUGUAGCUUGAGUCAGGCACCUUCCUCUAAAGAACAGAAGAAAAUCCAAAUAUCCCUAAUGUAAAUCAAAAGUGGGAUUUUCAAAGGCCUGCAGCAUUGGCCUAACCCAGCUCCCAUGAAAAUCAACAGAAGUUUUAUUAUUGACUUAAAUCUGCUCUGCUCCUUUUUAGGCCAACACUGACGCUUUGGAAACUGUUAGAUUCUUAAGGCCUGAUUCUGAUCUCACACCAGAUUUACAGUAUGGCUGAGGUCAUUAACACCUGAUUUACACCUGUGUCCAUGAGAGGACAAUAAAUUACCUGGGUCAGUGGGGGGGGGGCAGGGUAGAGAGCAAAAGAGUUUGUCUCAGACCAUGUCUACACUACCAGUUGUCAACAAAACGUAUGUCGCUCAAGGGAUUGGGGAAAAAACCACUCCCGUGACGCAUCAGUACAGUUGUGCCACUGUAAACUCUCUAGUGUAGACGUAGCCUGGAGCUAUGUCUACUCUGGCAAUUGAAUGACAAAACUUUUGUCAUUCAGAGGUGUUCACCCUCUUUCCCCCGAAAGACAAAAGUUUUUGCCAGGGCAAGUGCCAAUGUGAACAGCGCUUUGUUGGCAGGAGAGCUCUUCUGCCGACAACGCGAAUGCCGCUCAUUGUGGGUAGAAGUAUUUUGUCAGCAAAUGAGCCGACAAACAGCGGCUACACUGCCUGACUUCUAGUGACAUGGCUGUGUCACUAAAAGCUGGGUAGUGUAGACAAAGCCUAAGUGUAGAAGAAUACACCUAGUCCCAGAUCCUUGUUCACAACAGUAGUCCUGUUGACUCCCCAAAAAAGUAUGGGACCAUGAAGAAAGAAUUAGGCCCUGAGUUUGCAAUGGGAUUAAUCUGGCCAGCCCAUUAUGUUUAUACAUGAAGUAUAUAAGAGGAAAAACAGAAAUAUUUCCUAUACUAUAUGAGAAUAUCAAAUUCACCCCCAUUUGAAGAAAUACAUGUGGACCAAGAGUCUGACCAACUCCUCCUGAAAUCAAUGAGACUCUUUCAAUUGACUUCCAGAGGAGUUGGAUCAAGCCCCAAGACUCCAUGCAUAGGCCAUUGCAAACUGUUGUGCAUUAUAACAUAUAAGAAUCAAAUGGUCAAACAGCACUGGAGAGCUAACUGAAAUCUACCCAGGUAAGGAAAUUCAGAUUUAAAGUAUUGCUCUGCUUCCAACAUGCCUCAUUUUUUCCCAGCUACUGAAUGUCAAAAGUAACACACAACAGAUAGUUGUAUCGUUCUAUUUUUAAAAGGAAUUCUGUAAGAAAUUGGCUUGUAGAAUUUGUUGUAGGAUUUGUACAACAGAAUCAUCUUCGGGCUCUGUAAAAUAUUUAGAAAUGUGAAUAUAUUAAAGCAACAUUUUGCAAUA
Molecule: messenger RNA, 6345 nt
Organism: Caretta caretta (loggerhead turtle)
Lineage: Eukaryota; Metazoa; Chordata; Testudines; Cheloniidae
Gene: LRRC32
Product: leucine rich repeat containing 32
Molecular function (GO): protein binding
Source: RefSeq, a predicted model, not a curated record